AUAAAUUUCUACACUGAAUCGGGGCCCCUUUGGAAAUAACUUUGGAAAUAAAGGUGUGCAUACACACAUUCUUUUCCGACGCAGUUUAAAAGGCGAACUGGAGAAGUUGGGAGUAUCCGUUUUAGGCAUUUGCGGGCUACAGUACUUUAUCAUAAUUUACCUGGGUGCUCCAAGCUCCAUUGUAGUAGUAGACUUCAAGCCAAAACGAUGUUACAAAGCCCCCAUAUCAUAACUUAAAAACGGUUGGCAAGCAAGCAUUUCAGACUAAUUCAAGAACUGAUUUAGGGAUGGGUGGUGAAGGAGUCUGUGAUGUUGAUAACACAAUAUAUGUCGCAGUGGGGAAGAAUUUGAAGGAGGGCAAAUCAGUACUUUCUUGGGCUCUGAACAACUUUGCUGGGACUGGGAGGAGAAUUUGCCUUCUUCAUGUUCAUCAGCCUACUCAAUUACUCUCUACUCUGGAUGGAAAGCUCUUGGACACCAAACUGAAACAAGCAGUAGUGACGACUUGCCAGGAACUCGAACGACAGAGGAUGAACAAACUCAUGAAUCAGUACCUUCUCUUUCUAUGCCAAGCAGGGAUACCGGGAGACAAGGUCUGCCUUGAAAUGAAUGUUGUUGAGAAAGGAAUUGUCCAAGUAGUAUGUGAAUAUAAUAUUAGAUGGCUAGUCAUGGGAGCAGCAGCAGUGAAGUACUACUCAAAAUUGCAGGAAACUAUUGGCGCUCAAGUCUAAUAAGGCUAUAUUUGUGUGCCAACAUGCACCUCUCUCCUGUCAUAUUUGGUUUGUUUGCAGCGGAUGCUUAAUUUAUACAAGGUAUAGUUGUGUUAUU
Molecule: messenger RNA, 828 nt
Organism: Cuscuta campestris
Lineage: Eukaryota; Viridiplantae; Streptophyta; Magnoliopsida; Solanales; Convolvulaceae
Source: the annotation of a GenBank genome assembly